ACAAAUAACCUAGAAGCACCGUACAUCGUUCCAAUUAUCUUACGUUAAGCGUAAACAAUCUAACUAGGAAGUUUGAUAAAAAGUAAUACAGUGUCUCACAGCAGAACAGGUUUUCAUAUAAUCGUAGAAUGUUGUGCCCGGAAUUGUGGAAGUUUCCCAUACCAACGUAUACGGUCGAGCGAAUUGUGAGUCCUAGCUGGACCAAGAUGAAAAAGAUGAGCAAAAUUCGAAACAAUAACGAAGCACAUCCGCUGAAGCGCAUGGUUUCAGUGGUGAUUCCUGCCAAUGAACCACAAUGUUUGCUAGGUUUGGAAGCGGAUUUUAAAGAUGAUUGCUGUAAACUUUACCGCGUCAGACAAUUUCCCGUGAUGGAGAUGCUACAACAGGAAUUCGUGGAAGCAUUUAUUAAGCGAGGAACGCUGUAUGCGGUUAGUACAAAUGCGAAAAUGGAUUCUGAAGACUGUGUGGCAAUUACGCCUUGCGGAGCAUUGAUUAUGAGUUUACACCGUGAAACGGCAGAGAAGUUACAGGGCAAUUUCAAUAUCAAUGUGUGGUCGCAAAAUCGAGAAAAAUGUGUCAUCAAGAUCGAUUUGAAGUCAGCAAAUGCUAGAAAACAGAUAAAAGAGACAAUGUUAACGUUUGAUAUAACGUUACGAUGGAUUCCUCCCGAUAACGAAUACAGCAAGUUCAACACCGAUAUGGAUGUUAUCGUGAGUGGGAGUUCAAUUGCAGAAUAUUUACGUAAUAUAUGCCAAUUGAAUGUUGAGAAUGUAGCUGCUGGCUGUAAAAAGAUGCAACGGUUUGAUGAACCAAUUCCUACAUUGAAUGUGAACAACCUUUCUUCGGAUGACACCGGGGAAACUUCAUGCACAAACGAUGAAUUACUGGAGUACAUCGGAAUGCUUGCGCUAGAUUGCACGACAACGCCGAUUGAAUAUGUGAGUAGCUACAUGAUAGAUAAACCUCAACUGAAACCAAAUACUGUAUCGAUCUUUCAUCGAUAUGGGCUGAUAACGACGGAAGAAGUUGAUCGCAGCAUUAUGCGUUUAACAAAAUUGGUCGAUGAAUGCCACACUAUUCCAUGGGUAGGAUUGCAUGUUCAAGGCGUUUGUAAUGUACCUUUAGAUUUUGUGAAUCACGGUGAGAAUGGCGUGUAUGAGAAUUACGAUAGUGCGUACACAAUGAUUAUCACGAAUCAGAAUCUUUUGUGGAGUAAUAUUUUUGGAGGCGUUUUGUGAGAUGAAAUACAUUAUUAGAUUAUAUGACACAAAAUGGUGAACAUAAUCAUGGUUGUUAAUUAUAAGCCUUCUAAAAGCACCAAAUCAAGUUUAAAGCACACACACAUUUUCCUUGCAAUAUUAAGACCGAAUGUCAGGGUAAUCGUUUGUGUGAUAAUGUAAUUAUCUUUUUCGAGUUAAAUAAAAUUGCCUAGUUAAUCUACAUUAAAUGUACUAAACGGUAUCGUCUUUCACAUAGAAAACAGUAAGUGGUCUUAAUUAAAGGUUUAGCUGUAACAUGCAGAUAUGGCCAACAAAGACAGGGAGCCAGACAGGCUUCGAGUUAGGAGGUUGUUAGCGUUGUUUGUAAUGCCAAGAUAUGAGAAUAUGAUGUUUCAGUAAAACGAUAAUACCAUGGUCAUUGUAUUUUUUAUGUUGAUAGUAACUGUGAACAGUGCGAAUUCGGGUAUUAAUGAGCUGAUAGUUGUUGAUGUUUCAAUAGUGAGUUUACCUUAUGGUUAAUAUGUUUGCUUCACAAUAUAUUGUUCGGCGUAUGCAAUAGA
Messenger RNA from Anopheles moucheti, 1780 nucleotides. Its product is annotated as ribonuclease P protein subunit p40-like. Gene Ontology annotation, molecular function: ribonuclease P activity; ribonuclease MRP activity. The transcript has 4 exons. Lineage: Eukaryota; Metazoa; Arthropoda; Insecta; Diptera; Culicidae. The coding region runs from base 129 to 1238 and encodes 369 amino acids. The record is from RefSeq and is a predicted model, not a curated record. Gene Ontology annotation, biological process: endonucleolytic cleavage in ITS1 to separate SSU-rRNA from 5.8S rRNA and LSU-rRNA from tricistronic rRNA transcript (SSU-rRNA, 5.8S rRNA, LSU-rRNA); tRNA 5'-leader removal; tRNA 3'-end processing. Gene Ontology annotation, cellular component: multimeric ribonuclease P complex; ribonuclease MRP complex.